Molecule: messenger RNA, 7228 nt
Organism: Eleginops maclovinus (Patagonian blennie)
Lineage: Eukaryota; Metazoa; Chordata; Actinopteri; Perciformes; Eleginopidae
Product: tight junction protein ZO-2-like
Exons: 24
Coding region: 215-3835 (1206 amino acids)
Biological process (GO): cell-cell junction organization; cell-cell adhesion; protein localization to cell-cell junction
Cellular component (GO): bicellular tight junction; plasma membrane
Molecular function (GO): cell adhesion molecule binding
Source: RefSeq, a predicted model, not a curated record
UCCCUCUUUAUGCUGCCGCCUCGGUAGGCUGUCCUGUCCGCCCGGAGGAACACUAGCCUGGCUGCGACGAGGGCGGAGCUGCCCUGGCUGUCACAAAGACAUGUUUCAUUAAAAAACUAGCCACUACUCUAACUGCUGUCUAUAUCUACACGGCUUUCUUUGGGCUUAAGCGCGACGACAGAGCACUCGUUCAGCCGAAUCGAGGAGAAGCAGGAUGCCGGUGAAAGGCGGAGGAAGACUGGCCUCUUACCCAAGCAAGGGCGAAAAUAUCGGAAGCUCGGGGAUGGAGGAGAUGGUGUGGGAGCAGUACUCGGUCACUCUGCAGCGGGACACUAAGAUGGGUUUCGGCAUCGCUGUGUCAGGUGGGCGGGACAACCCCAACGUGGACAACGGUGAGACGUCCAUCAUCGUGUCAGACGUGUUACAGGGGGGCCCAGCAGAUGGACUACUCUUUGAGAAUGAUCGUGUCAUUCUGGUCAACUCCAUUCCCAUGGACAACGUGCCUCAUUCCUUUGCUGUGCAGUCCCUCCGUAAAUGUGGCAAAGUGGCUAAAAUAACAGUGAAGAGACCUCGUAAGGUGGCGUUGCACUCCCUGAAGCAGCCCCCCUCCCCAGGCGCAGACAGUCGGGAAUACACCCCCUCCACCCACUACUACGACGCCGACAAUGACAACGGCUGGUACCGCGACGAAGGCCGCGACCACAUCUCGGACAGCAAGGCAUACCUGGACCCCGAGUACAGAGGAGGGCGGGACUCCAACCAGAGAGGGAGGAGCCGUGGCCGGAGUCAGGAGAGGAGCUCCCCCAGCCCGGACAGACCCAGGAGGGAUGGCAGCCGAGGACGGGCCCUGGACAGCAGCGCAGAUCGCCAGAGGUACCACAGCCGAGGACGCAGCCCCGGGGAGGGCUUCCGCACGGAGGACAAGUACGAGCGAGGAGAAGGAGGGGGAGGAAGAGGAGGGAGGUAUAAGAGCAGGGACCGGCUUAAUGACAACCCUCCAUCCCCAGAACCUUCCAGAGAGCUGGAGCCGCUGGACAAACCCGUCAACGUGCUGCUGGUGAAGAACAGAGCCAGUGAAGAGUACGGGCUACGUCUGGGGAGUCAGAUCUUCAUCAAACAGAUGACCAGCACGGGCCUGGCUGCCAAAGACGGGAACCUGCAGGAGGGAGACAUCAUCCUGAAGAUUAACGGGACAGUGACGGAGAACCUCUCGCUGCACGAUGCUGGGAAGCUGAUAGAGAAAUCAAGGGGGAAGCUGCAGCUGGUGGUGCAGAGAGACAGCCGUCAGAUCCUCGUUCGCAUCCCCCCCCUCGCAGACUCUGACUCUGAUAAUGAUGACAUAUCAGAGAUGGAGUCAUACCAUUCCUAUUCCCCCCCAGAGGAGAGGAGGUCCCGCCAGUCUGACCUGUCCUCCCACUCUUCGAAUGAAAGAGACAACCCCAGGGAAGAACCCAUGAAGACAGCUAAGAUGUCAGCCAUGGCCUCCCCCUUCAGAGUACCUGAAGACCCCCAGGCCUCCGCAGAGCUAAACAGAGAGUCGGGGCACAUCGAGCAGCCUCCAGUUGCCAUAACCACGCCAAAGAUUCUCCUCCGACCAAGUCCAGAAGAUGAAAAAAUAUAUGGGCCCAACACGGUGAUGGUGAACUUCCAGAAGGGAGACAGUGUGGGGCUGAGGCUGGCAGGAGGAAAUGAUGUCGGCAUCUUCAUCGCUAGUGUUCAAGAGGGCAGUCCUGCCGAGGAAGAGGGUCUGCACAUAGGGGACCAAAUCCUAAAGGUGAACAAUGUGGAUUUCCAAGGAGUAGUGAGAGAGGAAGCCGUGCUCUUCCUGUUGGAGAUUCCUAAAGGGGAAGUGGUCACCAUCCUGGCUCAGAGCAAACCUGACGUCUAUAAUGAUAUCUUGGUGUCGGGGCGUGGAGACUCCUUCUUCAUCCGGACCCACUUUGAGUAUGAAAAGGAGACUCCUCAGAGCCUGGCCUUCAGCCGGGGGGACAUCUUCAAGGUGGUGGACACCCUCUACGACGGCAAGCUUGGCAACUGGCUGGCUAUCCGUGUUGGCAAGGACAAGCAGCUGCUGGAGAAGGGCCUCAUCCCCAACAAGAGCAGGGCGGAGCAGAUGGCCAGUGUGCAGAGCGCUCAUAAAGCAGUGGCGGGCGAUCGUGCAGACUUCUGGCGUUUGCGAGCUCAGCGCUCUGUGAAGAGGAAGGACCUGAGGAAGAGCAGAGAGAACCUGAGUGCUCAGACCCUGGCCACCCGCUUCCCAGCAUACGAGCGGGUGGUGCUCCGAGAAGCUGGUUUCCGCCGUCCGGUGGUUCUGUUCGGCCCCAUUGCUGAUGCUGCCAAUGAGAAGCUGGCCUCCGAGUUGCCCGACCUGUUUGUGAUUGCCAAAACCGAGCCCAAAGACGCCGGAUCUGAGAAGUCCUCCGGAGUGGUUCGCCUCAACACCAUCCGACAAAUCAUCGAGCAGGACAAGCACGCCCUGCUAGAUGUGACACCCAAGGCAGUGGACACCCUGAACUAUACCCAGUGGUACCCCAUUGUCAUUUUCUUCAACCCAGACAACAAGCAUGGCAUUAAGACCAUGAGACAGAGGAUCGCCCCCAACUCCAACCGCAGCGCCCGCAAACUCUACGAGCAGGCCGUGAAACUGAGGAAGACCUGCCCUCACUUGUUCACUGCCACCGUUGAUCUGAACUCAGCCAACGACGCCUGGUAUGGCAGCGUCAAAGACUCUAUCAGAGAGCAGCAGAUGCAGGCUGUGUGGGUUUCUGACGGCAAGCUGGAGGCAGUAGAGAGUGAUCUGGACUGCCAGGACGUGGAGCGCCUGUCCUUCCUGUCUGCCAUGUCCGCCGACUACCUCAGCAUGGACAGCCGGCUGACCUCUGACCUCGAAGACACCGCCGACGAGGGUGGGACCUACACUGACAACGAGCCCGACGUGGAGAUGAUGCACAUCUCAGCCAUCAGCCGCUCGUCUGAACCCGUCACAGCUGAGGAGAUCUUGCGCAGGUACAGUCCAGACAUCAGGAGUCGCUUAAGGAAAAUGAGCAGCCGUGAAGUCCUCAGCAGGUCCAGCCCCCCACCUGUCUUCUCACCAGACGGCAAGCUCUUUACCUCCAUCGAAAGGAACAAACUGCCCUUCCCUUUGAGGAACGGCCUGAUCUGGAGAGUGCACUCUCACUGCUGCUCAGAGUCCUCCGACGUCAGCUCAUUGGACCAGAUGGGUACCCAGAAUUCCCCUCACUUAUUGGUGAAACUGUCUCUGAGGGACGAUCCGGCCCUCCUAUCAGGAUCAACCAACCCACACCAUCACCACCGUCAACACCACCCUCCACCCCCCAGCUCCAGCAGAAGUUACGAUUCUCCCUCCAGCAGCAGCCCGGCCAGCAGCAACAACGACCCCCCACCACUCAUCCCCCGUUCCGCACCUUCCUCUGGCCCACUGCCCCUGCCUCCGGCUCACCACUUUAACUCCUGCAGCAAAAUGUGGCCUGUGAGAGUGCCUCAAACCCCCGCCGUGCACAAGCCCAGCAGUUGUGGGGGCACAGCAGAGGCUACAGUCCACUCCCCCGGGGCUCUGCCCAGUGCACUGGUGGCAGCCUGCAGGCAGCAGGAGGAGGCGAGGGAGAGCCCUGGGGAGGAUCCGUCCCUCAGGUCCUUCUCAGGGAAGAUCAAGGCCUUCGAAAAGAUGGAUCACUUCGCCCGGGCCCACAGGAUCCUGGAACUUCAGGAGGCGCAGAAUGCCAGGUUGGAAAUCGCUCAGAAGCACCCCGACAUCUACGCCGUUCCUCUGAAGACGGCAAAGCUGGAGCACAGCCGCCCUCAGCCCAUCGGGUAGGCUCACUACUGCCAUACGAUUCCGCUCUCCAGCUCCCGUCGUGAACCCCAGACUCCUCCGUCCUCCAGGGAGGGACGUCCCUUCUGCCCCAGGGAGGAGGAGGUGGAGGAGGAGGCAGCGCCUGAAUACUACACCGCCAACUCCUUCCAGUACCAAGACACCCAACUGUAGCUGUGCCAGCCCUCAGCGUCCUGGACACAUGUACAUGCACUGCAUAUGCGGUCUAUAACACACAUACCAUUCCAUCAUGCCCUGCACAACAAGCUGCUGACUUUGAACAAACUCUCGCUUCUUUGAUAUUAAAGGACAAAAACUUUUAUUUUUGAUUCACAGAAGUUUAAGCAAUCUCACUAUCCAUUUGGAUAUGAACACUCACCUAACUGUGUAUGUUUAUUCGAUGGUUUCUUCAUUCUUUACUACCUUUAAAGGGUAAACUGAGUGAUCAGGAACCACUUGUUUUCUGGCCUAUGCAACUCUUCAGUUCGUGCACAGCAACUGAAACGUAUUACCACAAGUUUUGCCCUCACGAAAACCUCAACAAACCUAAAAACCACAAUGCGCUUUAUCACAUCUCUCCCCAUCUUUUUCAAGCUACUAUUAUUGCCAGCUACGAUCAAUAAAUGUUACCUAUAUAUUAUGAUAUUAAACGUAUAUAUGUAUAUAUAUAUAUAUAUAUAUAUACAUAUGCACAGUAUAUAUAUGUAUUUAAAGUCAAGUGUUUAUACUCUGUCUUUGCAUUCCUUCGUAUAUGACAAUGCCUGUGUAUACAUACAGUAUAUAUCUAUAUAUAGUCUAUCUAGUUACACUGGAAUUUGUAAUAAUUUUUUGAAGUGCCUUUUUCUUUCUCAGUCCCGUGAGGUUCGGGUUGUGUUUCCUCUGCCCCUCAGCCGCCCAGCCGUACUAAAACCUCUGCUGCUGUCAAGCUUAAAGGGAAACCAGGGAACCAGUGACACCAAAAUCUCAAUGCUGAGCCCAUUCACCACACACUGAACUGUCUGCAGCCAGGAUUUAGAAAGAGCUCACACUGUCUGAAUGCUAGAAUCCACCCACAGCAAUAUCAGUUUGAGAGUUUACUUUAAUAAGAGUAUUAAAAACUGUUAUCUGUAAAGGCCCGGUCACUCCAGGAUUUAGGUGGCAAACAGAUGUCAAUAGAAUCUGCAAAACUGGUGGAAUAGCUCGAAGGUUAGGAGUUUGAUUUUAGUGAACUAGCAUUAACACAUAGUGACUUGUUGACAUGCGUAUCUUUGAAGGAAACAAGAUGCAGACUGUCAAAACAAAAAGAGGCUAUCAUAGCUUGCUAGCUCUGGUGCACUUAAGGAUUUGAUAUACUUCUGAGGCAAAAAGUCUCAGAAAAACUGAAAUGCUUUUGUUGAAGCCCAACUGUUUCCAAGUUGGCAUGUUGGCAGCUCAAUACAUCCUUGAGUUAGCUCAACAGCUACAGGAGCUUGUUAAAUCCUCCUGUAAAAACUUACUGCAUCACUUAGCUGCGAGCUAAACUCAUUUUAAUGCCGUAUUUUUGCUGAGCCUUUUCUGGUGUGACCGCGCCUAAAGAUUGCUUGUCGUCAUUGUUUUCUUCUUUGGUGCUCAGCAUUCAUUGCUGUUCUGCUUUAGUACCGCCAAGCCAAAAAGGGUUUGCCAGUUUUUACUGAGUGGCCAGUAGCGUGAUGUCUUUAGCCUGGGAUUGUUUUGUUGGUUGACUUUCUGCAGGUGAUGCCCUUUCCUGUCUGUUCAACCAUGGAGGCUAUCACUGCCUAUGCUAACAUCCCUGUUAAAUGAUAUGGUUGGUGACAUUCUACAUUUUUCUUAUUGUCAACAAAUCCCAUGUGCAGACCCAAACCAACAAUGAAUGUAUACACUAACAAGUAUUGUGUGUGUAUUCAACACCUGAUACUGAAUAUCUUAUUUCUCUGUGCCAUAGAGCUCUAAUGUUGGUCAAAAAACUGUAAGAGGCUCGACCAGAGCAGCAAGAGUGGAUUAAUUCACUGCUGUUAGUACUGCAGUCCCCAACAAAUGCACUAUUUCCUCCUGUUUGAAAAGUAACUAAUGUGUUCAGUUCUUUGAAAAAAAUAAACUAUAUAUUUGUGAGCUUUUUAAAAUAUAUAUAUUUAUGUCUUCAGAAGGAACCAGAGAGUAUUGAGUGGCGGACUGUCGCUUUUGUGACAAUAAGAAGAAUAUGGAAUAACACCAGCCUUAUUUACUAAAGCUGUUUCCCAUUUUUGAUACUUGAAGCCUGAAUAAAGUGGUGCAGGAAUGAGUCCUAAAACCAGGAAAUUAGGUUCACACUCCAGGUUCCCUCGUCUCAAAAUCAACAUUUUUUGGAGCAUUAAUGCUUAAGAAAUGUUCAUGUUUUGUUCUCCCACAUAAAAUACAUCAGUAAAUACCCCACUGGUAAAUCUUCGAAGCUUUUAUGUGUGUUUAAAACGGCGGUUGCUAACAAGUGACUAAACGUCAUCACGUCAAACAUCAGCCGCCUUUAGCUUAGCGGGGGUGACUUGCAGCCAUGUGACCGUGAUGUAGUUUAUUUAUAGUCUAGUGAUAGCUGUUUACUUCUGCCGAUUGCAUUUGUGAUUCAAAAAUCAUAAAGAAAUUGUAACAUGUGGAGAUUGUCCUGCUGAACAAAUGUGGGUUAGCCACAGAUCUUAUUUUCUGCAAUAUUCCAAAAGCUGAAUAAAAAUCUCAUUACUUUUUGUCGGGGGAGCCCUUCCGUUGCUCUCUCCCUGGUUCUGACAAAAAAUAUAUCAUCACUGGGGAGGGAAUCCAACCCUGUCUGAAGGCAUCUUCUUUUAUUUGUCCAAAACAAAACUGCAGAUGAUAUGACUUCCUGUGUGCCAGCAGACAUUUACCUGCACAAGCCUAUCAGACAGGGAAAGCAGCAAGGACAGGAUAAUGAGCUGGCCCUGUUGAUUGAACAGUCAUCCACAGAGGUCUUCAGCCAGAAGGACAUCUGUGAUAGAGGACUUCUGAAGCCACACAUGGUGUGUGUGUGUGUGUGUGUGUGUGUGUGUGUGUGUGUGUGUGUGUGUGUGUGUGUGUGUGUGUGUGUGUGCGCGCGCGCGUGUGUGUGUGGUGGAGGCAGUUUUAUUUGGGCUCCACCAUCAGUAUGAAUGAAUGGUGUCCCACAUGUUUCAAAUAUGAUUGAUUGUAUAUCUCAGAUCACUGUUCAGCUCCAAACAUGAGCUGCCAAGUGCUUACCGUCCGAAGUGCUAAUGAGUGACGUCCCUCACAAUGCACCGGCACUGAACUCAUGGAGUAUAGUGUAUGUAGAGGGUCAUGGCAGAGGGUAAUACUGUAAAUGAAACAGAGAGAAUGAGAAGAAUGAUUGGACUGUGUAUACUGAGUUUUUCCAUGUUUUCACCUUAAAACACCAAAUAAAACAAAAACUCUUAACCACGA